This is a messenger RNA of Chelmon rostratus (copperband butterflyfish), 2062 nucleotides long. RefSeq names its product solute carrier family 35 member A3b (gene slc35a3b). Gene Ontology annotation, cellular component: Golgi membrane. The transcript has 8 exons. Gene Ontology annotation, biological process: pyrimidine nucleotide-sugar transmembrane transport. Bases 320 to 1324 code for a protein of 334 amino acids. The record is from RefSeq and is a predicted model, not a curated record. Gene Ontology annotation, molecular function: UDP-galactose transmembrane transporter activity. NCBI's taxonomy places the organism in Eukaryota, Metazoa, Chordata, Actinopteri, Chaetodontiformes, Chaetodontidae.
CUCAGAGAGAGUUUGCUCGGAACCGUAUCGCACAGUGGACGUGUUGUAGCGGACGGAGGAAAGAGCCUUUAAACAAAGCCGGUUGAGUUUGACACAUCUGAAGGGAAGAUCCGUGUUAAAAUGUCACACUUGUCAUCUGUGACAGGUUUAAGGGUGUGGAGUACUGGGCACUUCUGGUUUAUGUGAAAGGUUGCGGGUGGGCUGUGUGUGGCGUUUCGACUUCCCACAGGUGCCAGACACAAAUCCAAGUGUCUGGAUCCCUGUUGGAUUCAAGAAGACUCCCUCUGCGUCUGCUGACUCAGACGCAGAGUCCUCCACGAUGGUCCUGUCCCCGCCACACUCCUCACGGCUGAAGUAUGUGUCUCUGGGGGUGCUGGUGUUGCAGACCACCUCGCUGGUGCUCACAAUGCGCUACUCCCGCACCCUGAAGGAAGACGGCCCCCGCUACCUGGCCUCGUCCGCCGUGGUGUCGGCCGAGGUGCUCAAGAUCCUCGCCUGCACCCUCCUCGUCUUCAUUGAGAACAAAUUCAGUGUGCGCUCAAUGAACCAGCUGCUGAAGGAGGAGAUUGUGAACAAUCCCGUGGGGACCAUGAAGCUGGCCAUUCCUGCAGGGAUCUACACACUGCAGAACAAUCUGCUCUAUGUUGCCCUGUCCAACCUGGACGCAGCCACCUAUCAGGUCACGUACCAGCUGAAGAUCCUCACCACAGCGCUGUUUUCGGUCUCCAUGCUGGGGAAGAGGUUGGGCUUCUACCAGUGGCUCUCGCUGCUCCUGCUCAUGGCCGGAGUCACUCUAGUGCAGUGGCCCACAGAGACUGAAGGGGACACUGAGCAGAAGGUCCUGUCCGCGGGCUCCCAGUUCGUGGGCCUGAUGGCCGUGCUGAUGGCCUGCGUGUCCAGUGGCUUUGCCGGAGUUUACUUUGAGAAAAUCCUCAAGGAGACUAAACAGAGCGUGUGGGUCCGAAACAUACAGCUGGGUUUCUUUGGCUUUGUGUCUGGCUUCGUAGGAAUGAUAGUGUAUGACGGCCAGAGCGUGAGACAGUCUGGAAUGUUUCAGGGCUACAACGCCGUCACCUGCACAGUCGUCGUCCUACAGGCUGUGGGCGGGUUGGUCAUAGCAGUGGUCAUUAAAUAUGCAGACAACAUCCUCAAAGGAUUCGCCACGUCUCUGUCCAUCAUCAUGUCUGCAGUCAUUUCAUAUUUCCUGUUGGAGGACUUUAAUCCGACUAGUGUAUUUUUUCUAGGGUCACUGCUGGUUAUUGCUGCCACUUUCCUUUACGGCUACGAGCGCAAACCUGCCAGUAGUAGCACCAUCAAAGUAUGAACGGAGAACUGCUACCUGUCAGAAGUGACGACCUGCACCCAGCACAGACUACUGCCAAACUACUGCAGCUGGAGACUGUUGAGACUGAGUGUGGCCCAUCACUCCUCUGAAAAAAUGCUGUUUUGCACAACAGACGGGGGUCAAUAAUAUGACUAUGUGAAUGUAUUUUUUUCAGGUUUUUCUUAUGAAAUACUAACAGGAGUAUAUUGGAGCUAACUUGCCGUCAGUCGAAUGUUACAGCAAAGCUAAUAGACUGUAUGAUGAAACUAUCCCAUGGAAACUUUCUGUGUGUGCAAUUAAAAAGGGACCGAGGGGAGAAUGUGAUGAAAGCAUGACCUCACAGAUAUUUGUAAAUCUAUGUUUUAUAGCUGAAUACUGUACUUGUGUAUUUACGUGUUGGGGGGAUAUGAGGGGAAAGGGCUGUAUUUACAAAACAAAAAGGGUAUUCAUGGUGCUGAGAGCGCCCGUCUCAAAGAGAGGAAAAUCCCUGUCGGAGCUUCCAUCUAGUGGUGGAAUGAGGAGCAAACUUGCUGCAAGGAGGAGGGGUUACCUCUGUUCAAAGAUGCUGAAUGUCCUUUUUCAUAUGAGAUGAGAUGAGCUGGGAUAUGACUGCUUUGACCUUGCUGCUCACAGUCUGGGUAUUCAUAUCAAAGCACUUGUUCUACUGUUCUUUAAAUGCAGAAUACAGUUCUUUAUGUACGAACAAAUGAAUAAAUUAAGGCAUCUUUCAUGCUGAAA